Messenger RNA from Yamadazyma jaroonii, 2136 nucleotides. Lineage: Eukaryota; Fungi; Ascomycota; Pichiomycetes; Serinales; Debaryomycetaceae. The record is from the annotation of a GenBank genome assembly.
AUGUCCGCCAUAGUAACUGAAACUUCAGAGCCUGGAGAGGAUCUAAGAAGACUCUUGAAGUCUGAUUCUGAUAGUUGGCUAGUCACUGGAUCAGUAUGGAGCUCGAAUGAACUGUUGAGAUCCAGAUUCAGAAGCAUUGAAAAUAGAAGAGAGAGGAAACUCGCUUUCCCUAAUAUAUCAUUACCAAUACCACAAGUCCCUGAAAACAGUUUUGGAGGAAAAUCUCCAUUGAUCCUUUCUCCUAAUGAUAUUAUAUCGGCUUCUGAGACUAUUUCACCUCACCUCAAAGAGUCUUAUUCGCCUUCUACUCCCACCAUAAACCAAAAAGGGUUCAAGAAUUACAAGUUGGUAGAAGAGCUAUACUCGAGUGAAAAGUCUUAUAUAAAUCUGCUUCAUUUGCUACAAAAGUAUUACCUAAGUCCAUUGUUGGAUAGUACUAGGUCAGCUUGUGGAGUGCCAUUAUACAUCAUGAGUGAAAAUGUCGAUAGUAUCAUUAUAGAUCACGAACGGUUCUGUGGAAUGCUUGGAAAACAGCUUGACACUUACGAUAGUGGAGAUGUUGAUUACAUGAAUCGAAAGAUUGGUGAGUUAGUGCAAAUUCUAGUUGAGAACCAUUAUCGAUAUAUAGAGUAUUGUGAUGUAUACGAAGAUGUGCUAUCGUUGUCCAAACUCCAUGAGGAUGAUACUGGUGUAAACAACACAUGGACUAAUGGAUGGAAUCAUUACUUAGAGGCCACUCAACCUCCAGCUAGAAAAUUAGAUCUUUCAUUCAUGUCGUUAGUUCAAAAGCCCACAGCAAGGUACGGCAAGUAUAGGCUAUUUCUAGAAGCACUUCUUCAAUCCACCUUCAAAGACUUCAAUUGUGUGGAUGAGAAUCUAACAACGGCCCUAAUCAAAGUCAAAAGUAAGCUAGAGCUCAUAGAUUUUGAUGCUUCAGUUUUAAAGAAAAUUGAUGAAGCUGACCUUUUGGUAGAUUUGAUAGAUUUCAAUGGUUGUGGAUUUGCCCGACAAUUCUUCGGCAAAUCAAUCUUAAUAGGUUCCCUUGUGGUAGCUUGGAUAGAAAUUGAUCGUCUUAAAGCAAUCACAGUAGCCGUGAUCCUAUUCAAAAGCCAUUUGGUUCUAUGUGAUGUGACAAGAGGUAAUAAGAAGUAUCCUAUUAUAUUCAUUAUUCCUUUAUCUAAAAGCAUGCUUGUAGAAGACAAUAAGGAUUCCGAUGGUGGUAUCUUUUCCAGUUAUCCAUAUGGUUUGAAAAUCUUGUUCGAAAUUGGCAAAGCUCAAUAUGAGAUACUUUUGGCAGCUAUUUCCAAACAAGAGUUCCAAAUUUGGAAAGAUACCCUUAAAACCCUAAUAAAUGUUGUUAAUGGGCCCUACAAGCUAGAUUUCUCCAUGAACGAAAUGGGAAUGAAUCUCAUACACCGAAAACCUCUUAGAAUAAGCCCAUUCAAUGUAUCGUUGGUGGGAAUGAAGAAAUCAAGCAAUGAUUGUUAUUUUCAAAGGCCAAUAUCUAUAAAGAUCUAUAAUUCCAUUUACAACGCUACCAACCAAAAUCUUAUAGCCGAAUAUUGGAACAUUAAUCAACCUCAAGAUUUUGAUGAAUCCUUAGAAUUGACUCGGUAUGAUAGGAUCAAAGCAGAGAAGAAGGUUUCCUUGAUCUGGAGUCAAGAGAUUCCAAGAAUAAUGUAUGAGAAGAAUCCCAGAAUAAGUAGACACAUAAGUUUACUUCAUUUCCAUUCAUUCAGAAGCCAAACUCUUCCCAAGGUUGAGUUGGCUCCAGUUCAAACACCAAUUAUUCCACAACUGCAUUUCUCUUUCAGUAAAACAGCAAUACCACCAGAUGAAGAAAUGUUUACGGCCCGAACUCACCAUACUUUGCACAAAACUGAAACUUCCCAUAGAACUGAAACUCCCCAUAGCACUGAAACUUUGCACAGAACUAAAACCUUGAACCCCAAUAAUUUGACUGAUACGUUGGAGAGAAGUAAGAUAUCUAGAGUUACCAGUUUCAAAUCAGAGAUCUUCAAUCUUUUCAGGACCAAAUCAUUACAGCCAUCACCUGUAAAACCUUCUGAUUCAAUCAAGUCCAUACAUUCGACUAAAUCAUUUCGAUCAUUGUUUAGAAAACAUAUCAAUGGAUAA